AUAAACAUCCCGUCACAAUCGACGAGGAGUUCUUCAACUGUUUCGAUCGAUCUUUGAAUUUAUCAUCCUCGCCGUUGAUUAAUCCUGAGAAAAUAUAUCAUUACGACGGUUCGUACUGACAGGCGAUUGAAAAGCAACUCACUGGAUCGGAAGAAGAAUCGUUCGGGAAGAGGAUGGACAAGUACGAGAUGAUGGAAGUCGUGGGCGAAGGUAGCUACGGCGUGGUGAUGAAGUGCAGACACCGUGAAACCGGCCAGUUGGUGGCCAUCAAAAGAUUCCUGGAGACCGACGAAGAUCUCCAGGUGCGGAAAAUGGCGUUCCGCGAGAUCAGGAUGUUGAAGAAACUGCGCCACGAGAAUCUGGUGAACAUGAUCGAGGUGUUCCGUCAGAAAAGACGAUUCUAUCUCGUCUUCGAGUACGUUGACCACACACUUUUGGACGAGUUAGAGCGUCACGGAGGCGGACUGGGCUGGGAGGCCUCCAGGCGGCACAUCUAUCAAGUCCUUCGAGGCUUGAACUUCUGUCACAUAAACAACAUCAUGCACCGCGACAUCAAACCGGAGAAUGUCCUCGUGUCGCCGAGCGGGGUGAUCAAGCUAUGCGAUUUCGGUUUUGCUCGUCUUGUGAACGGCCCGAACGAAUCCUGCACGGAUUACGUGGCGACCAGAUGGUACCGGUCACCGGAACUCUUAGUGGGCGAUCCACGAUACGGGAAAGCGGUGGACAUCUGGGCGACCGGCUGCCUUUACGCUGAGAUGAUCACUGGAAAUCCUCUGUUCCCAGGAGACAGUGACGUCGAUCAACUCUACAGGAUCACCAAAUCCCUCGGUGGACUGUGCAGAAGGCAUCAGGCGUUGAUGGGUCGCAACGCGCCCGGUAGUAUGUUACGGUUGACGAGCGCGGACGAGCUUGUCGGACCUCCUCAGUCGGCAAUCACGUCGAUUCGUAAAAUGUUCCCCGCGUGGGACAGCACGGCGUCUGACUUUCUCGCUCAGAUGUUGCGCAUGGACCCCGAAGUACGUCCCAAGUGUUCCACCCUAUUGCAUCAUUCGUUGUUUAUGCAGAACGGGUUCGUGGAGAAGUUCCUGGCGGAACUGCAGGCCUGCGUGGCCAAAGAGUCCGCGAUGAACCCUCUGUUAGCCAAAAAAGCCGAGGAAAGAAGGCUGAGCAUUCUCUCAGCCGAGUCUCCGCCGAGGGUCUGUCGCAAAAGUACCGGCAGAUGGCACAUGACAUUCCUGAAAGAUACAGUGAUCCACGACAAAUUGGAACCGGAAACGGUCGAACAAGAAGAAGUCCAAAGACCGUCGCCGGUGUCCGUCGGUCGACCGAGGGAGGUUUGUUAUUUCGGCCCUGUCUCCGUUGUACUUAACACGACCUACAUCACGAGGCUACAGCAUAAAGGAUUACUGGUCCCGGAUUCCACCAGUACCAAACUACCCUCACUCGCGCGUAAAAAUUAUACAGCAACAAAGAUCACAGGGAAACGAAAGAGGAUCGAUUUGCCUAGCGUGGAUCGUUAAAGAAUUCUUGGCAGAUAAGAAUUUACAGUUGCGCCGCCGUUGAUAAUUAUCGGGCACGUUAACAAUAAGUUAAACAUUUUCAACAAUGUAAUAUUGAUAACAAUUACAUACCU
Dufourea novaeangliae is the source of this 1633-nucleotide messenger RNA. RefSeq names its product cyclin-dependent kinase-like 4. Bases 174 to 1520 code for a protein of 448 amino acids. Gene Ontology annotation, cellular component: nucleus. The record is from RefSeq and is a predicted model, not a curated record. Gene Ontology annotation, biological process: protein phosphorylation. The transcript is spliced from 5 exons. NCBI's taxonomy places the organism in Eukaryota, Metazoa, Arthropoda, Insecta, Hymenoptera, Halictidae. Gene Ontology annotation, molecular function: ATP binding; cyclin-dependent protein serine/threonine kinase activity.